Molecule: messenger RNA, 216 nt
Organism: Aspergillus fumigatus Af293
Lineage: Eukaryota; Fungi; Ascomycota; Eurotiomycetes; Eurotiales; Aspergillaceae
Source: RefSeq, a predicted model, not a curated record
AUGACGAAUACAGAGCUCCGUCGGCAAGUGAUCAAUAUUUACAAAGAUACUGCAGAACUUCUCUACCUCGGGCGAGAAUACCCUCUUGGAUAUGGUUAUUUCAGACAAAGGCUACAUAAAGCGUUCUCCGGCCAAGCGCAUCUGACCGACGAAGAAAAGAUUCGGACAGGGAUAGCAAGGGCACAGUUUGUCAAAAAAGAGAUCGAAGCUAUGUAA